AUGAUACUUGCAUUGAAACGCCAUAACAUAGUUAGGCGAACGUUCGCGCAGAUUUCUUAUAAUCCACCUGAUGUAUCUGAAAUAGCGUCGAAGUGGCGCACAUUACAACCCCUGUUGAAGGAGGAAAUCAUCGAAUACCUGAAUUGGAAAAUGGAAGACAACUGGGACAAAAUGUCAAAAAACGAGAUGAAAGCCGUCUAUUACAUAUCCUACGGUGACUGGGGACCGAGAUCUUCGUCGGGAACAGGUCAAUUACCACCUAGCUACCUCAUCUGGAAGAGCCUCUUUAGCGGCAUCCUGUUUACAGCUCUGGGCGUAUCGGUGACAAAUAUGAUCAAGGAUAAAAGGACUAAUGCCAAACUUCAAGAACUCGGAGAGCUCAGGAAGCCCGAUUAA
Messenger RNA from Zygotorulaspora mrakii, 396 nucleotides. RefSeq names its product Mtc3p (gene MTC3). The record is from RefSeq and is a predicted model, not a curated record. The transcript has a single exon. Gene Ontology annotation, biological process: mitochondrial electron transport, cytochrome c to oxygen. Bases 1 to 396 code for a protein of 131 amino acids. NCBI's taxonomy places the organism in Eukaryota, Fungi, Ascomycota, Saccharomycetes, Saccharomycetales, Saccharomycetaceae.